AUGUCAACGUACGUACUAGUGAAGAAACUCAUAAGCUUCCUUGAAACAAUUACUCCAAAGCCAUGUUGCCGCAAUACUUGUCUAGCAACAGCACUACCACUGGUUCCGAAGACAAUUAAGUACUCUGAAGCGAUUUUGCAUGAAACAACAGCCAUUGUCUGCAAUAGAGAACUACUUGUGGACUUGGAAGCAGAUGGUGGUAUUGCUGAUAUUGAUAACAGCUUCAUGGAUCAGCAGCUUUGUACAACCUUUGCUUGUGACAUUUACAACCACUUGCGAGCAUCCGAGGUCAAGAAAAGGCCUUCCACUGAUUAUAUGGACAAAAUUCAGAAAGACAUUAAUCCAAGCAUGCGUGCAUUACUAGUCGAUUGGCUUGUGGAGGUAGCCGAAGGCUGUAGCUUUGUACCUGAGACAUUGUAUUUGGCUGUGAACUACAUAGAUCGAUAUCUUUCGGGGAUUCCUAUCAAUAGAGAACGGUUAAAGUUACUUGGUGUUGCAUGCUUGAUGCUUGCAUCAAAAUAUGAAUAUAUGUGUACACCCUCGGUUGAAGAGUUCUGUGACCUUACUAAUAACAUUUAUUUGGUGGAAGAGGUCUUGGAAAUGGAAUCUUCUGUGUUGAGUUACUUGAAGUACGAAAUGACAGCCGUAACAACUAAAUGUUUCUUAAGCCGAUUUGUUCGAGCUGCUCAAGGGGCCAAUGAGCUUCCAUCAUUGCAUUUGGAGUGCUUAGCGAACUACCUUGCAGAACUAUCUCUUCUCGAUUACAGCAUGCUUUGUUAUGCCUCAUCACUUAUAGCUGCUUCUGCAAUUUUCCUGGCCAAUUACAUAAUGAUACCUUCAAAGAGGCCAUGGAAUGCUACCUUGCAGCACUACACGCUUUACCAGCCUUCGGAUUUGCGCAACUGCGUCAAGGAUCUCCAUCGCCUAUGUUGCAAUAACCAGAGUUCUACUUUACCUGCUAUCAUAGAGAAAUAUAGUCAACAUGAGUACAAGUGUGUUGCCGAGAAGCAGUGCCCAGCUACAAUCCCUGAAGAGUACCAAGCAUAG
Molecule: messenger RNA, 1047 nt
Organism: Rosa chinensis
Lineage: Eukaryota; Viridiplantae; Streptophyta; Magnoliopsida; Rosales; Rosaceae
Product: cyclin-A1-1
Exons: 1
Coding region: 1-1047 (348 amino acids)
Biological process (GO): mitotic cell cycle phase transition; regulation of cyclin-dependent protein serine/threonine kinase activity
Cellular component (GO): cyclin-dependent protein kinase holoenzyme complex; cytoplasm; nucleus
Molecular function (GO): cyclin-dependent protein serine/threonine kinase regulator activity
Source: RefSeq, a predicted model, not a curated record